CGCCUAGUAUACCACCGUCAUCGGCAAGAAUAACGGUUAAAGAUGUCUGGUAAAACGGAGCUCCGUAUUGUGACCUACAUGUGCCCUACGCACCCAGUACAGCUGUACGAAUUAAUCAUGGACCUGCUGGAAUCCGCAUUGGACUGCUAUACCACACUUCAAUAUGAGAGCCGCACACCUGGUCCCUUCCCGGACCGCCCAGAUCCGUUCAGUAAUGACAAAGUGGAUUUGGCUUUUAUGACGGCUGCAUCGUAUAUGAUUUUGAGGGAUAGAAAAAAUCCGUCUGUGGAGUUGCUGCCGGUGACGCCAGUGUUCGCGCAUCAGAUGAACGUAGAGAACAAACCGGGUUAUUUCUGUGACAUUAUUAUCCAUAGCGAUAAGAAAGCUCAUAACGUAAAUACUCUUCUGGAUUUACGUGGUUGUACAUUCGCGUACAGCGACGAGGAAUCACUAAGCGGAAGCAAACUGGUACUAAAAACGUUGAAAGAGAAGGGAGAAAAUGCUUCUUUCUUCGGAUCGCUAUUAAAAUCCGGCUCUCAUUGGGCUUCAGCUCAGAUGGUUCUCUCUAAACAAGCUGAAUGGGCGGCUCUCGACUCCACAACUCUACUUUAUUCUAAAAAGUAUAUGCAAGACGGCGGAAAAGAUAUCACGACCUUAGAAACGCUUGGUCGUCUCCCGCCAUACCCAAUAGUAGUCAAUUCAAAAUUACCAGAGAAACUAAAGAAGUCCAUAACAAAUGCUUUACUUACAUUACCACAAGAUGCCGCAUGGAAGAAAAAGUUUGCAAAGUUCGGAAUAAUAAAAUUCGACAAUAACAGCGAUGGCGCUUACAGUGGGCCGGCUGCACAGAUGCGGACCUCGAGUGAGAAACUCAACAUUCGGUAUUAUUAGAGUGCUAUUAGUAAUCUCUCUAAUUUAUGUUAUUUACAUUUUGUAUAUUGAUUACAAACCUAAAUAAUACUAUUUGUUGAAUUACAAAGAAAAAAUGUAUUUAUUGACAAAAACUGUUUAUAAUACGUUAAAAAUACAAUUUUAUAUUAUGUCAACCAAAUAUUUCAGUAA
Hyposmocoma kahamanoa is the source of this 1062-nucleotide messenger RNA. RefSeq lists its product as uncharacterized. The coding region runs from base 43 to 891 and encodes 282 amino acids. Lineage: Eukaryota; Metazoa; Arthropoda; Insecta; Lepidoptera; Cosmopterigidae. The transcript is spliced from 6 exons. The record is from RefSeq and is a predicted model, not a curated record.